UUAAUGGCAGAAUGACUAGAAUGAUUAUGAGCCAAUGGUUGCAAAAAAAUGGGGUGUACACCUAUGAAGCUUCUGAUUGGAAUGGGUUGACCCAAAAUCUUCAGGAACUCUUUAACGUACAAAGCCUAAAUUCAGUUUCAAAACCUGAAGAAUCAGACCUAGAAAGUAAUAUUGCUUCAGUUUUGAUCAUAAUUAUUGACAUUGGACUACUUGACUUGAGCACUGAUGUAUGGAAGCAACAGCUCAAUGUUCUACAGAAAUACUUUGGCAAAGUGAAAUUUGCAUGGAUCUUAAACCAUGACAUCUCCAGUACCAUUAAAACACAACUGCGUAGCAGAGGGCAUCUGUUGAUGGUUAAUAGACCUCUGUACAAAGCAAAAAUGAUUCAGAUUUUAGAAGCUGUCAUAAGGGACAGGAAUUUUCAGAUGCAAAACAAUUUAAAUGGUUUACCAACUACAGUAGCGGAAAGACAACUCUGUGAAUGUCUUGAAAUCGAUGCUAUACACUCUACUUCUGUCAGUUCAGAUGAUUCCGACAAGUCCGAGAAAGUGAGUUCUAAUACUAUGAGUGCACUUCGUGGUGCAGAGAAGAAAAAUGAACAUUUCUCUGAUGCACUUUCCCUGCAACGCGUUAUACGUAGUAACGGCUCUUCUUCUGACCUAACUCGAGCAAAUCUAGAAGAGGAUGCUUCUGACAUGGAUGGUUUAGGUCAAAGAAGAAGCAAAGAACAAAAUUGGACUAGAUCUUGUCCUGAAGAUAAAGGUAGUGCAUGCUCAUACAAGGUAGUGAAUGAACGAAAAUCUCUUGAGGGUCUACGCAUACUUCUUGCAGAAGAUACGCCAGUGCUGCAGAGAGUUGCAACCAUAAUGCUGGAAAAAAUGGGAGCUGAAGUAGUUGUCGUAGGAGAUGGAAUCCAGGCCGUUGAUGCUUUACAAUACAUAACUAUUUUGAAUGAGUAUAAAGAGAAAUCCCUCUUGGUUGAUGGCAACUUGAGAACCACUCAUACAGAAGCAUUGCCAUAUGACUUGGUUUUAAUGGAUUGUCAAAUGCCAAAGAUGGACGGCUAUGAAGCAACAAGGGCUAUCAGGAAAUCAGAAUCGGGAACUGGUUUGCACAUCCCAAUUGUUGCACUAACUGCUCAUGCCAUGUCUUGUGAUGAAGCAAAAUGCUUAGAAGUUGGUAUGGAUGCUUAUCUUACAAAGCCAAUUGACUGUAAACGCAUGGUUUCCACCAUCCUUUCUUUAACUAAGAGAAUAGUCUGACCGUAAACCUUUGAACUGCUCCAGUACUGGUUGUUCUAUACAUAGGAAAAAUAAGAUGAGGUAUGGAAAAAGAGAGAAAAAAUAAUUAACAAAAUAAAUAAGCUCAUGUGCAGUUUUCAUGUAUAGAAAAGAAUGGCUAUUUAAUCCUUUUUGCUUCUCCAUAUAUACCGAGCAUGCUAUCACAUAUUCUGAGUUCUUGAACUAGUUAGUUCACAUGUCAGUAUAUUUAUCA
Molecule: messenger RNA, 1494 nt
Organism: Olea europaea var. sylvestris
Lineage: Eukaryota; Viridiplantae; Streptophyta; Magnoliopsida; Lamiales; Oleaceae
Product: histidine kinase 1-like
Exons: 2
Coding region: 12-1262 (416 amino acids)
Biological process (GO): phosphorelay signal transduction system
Source: RefSeq, a predicted model, not a curated record